Molecule: messenger RNA, 2333 nt
Organism: Kockovaella imperatae
Lineage: Eukaryota; Fungi; Basidiomycota; Tremellomycetes; Tremellales; Cuniculitremaceae
Product: P-loop containing nucleoside triphosphate hydrolase protein
Exons: 15
Coding region: 140-2230 (696 amino acids)
Cellular component (GO): catalytic step 2 spliceosome; intracellular anatomical structure
Molecular function (GO): RNA binding; ATP binding
Source: RefSeq, a predicted model, not a curated record
CUCUACGUUCUCAAACACGUUGAAGACACCCACAAGAUUACUGACGUAAUCAGAAUUUCCCGGUUGAGCGGCUCUGAAGUACAGUUGCAUCCUACAUUAUGAGCGAUCACCAUGCACAGAUAGGAAGACAGCCUGCACGAUGCCUCAGUUCUGGAAACCUGGCACAGCGGCUCCAGGGAGCUCUCUGGAUCGAGAGACAGAGUCAGAGGGGUCUAUUGUUCCUUCUGCAUCGGCAGCAAUCUCACAUUUAUCAUUAGAAGCUCAACGGCAAAGGCUACCAAUUUACAAGCAUAGGGAGAAGCUAUUGUGGUGUGUGGAGAAGUAUAGAACAGUCAUCGUUGUCGGUCAGACUGGUUGUGGUAAGAGUACUCAGAUACCACAGUAUUUGCAUGAAGCCGGCUGGACAAAUCAGAAUCACGUAGUAGCCUGUACGCAACCACGUCGGGUGGCUGCGACCACUGUCGCGACACGAGUAGCCGAGGAAGUUGGAAGCGUUCUGGGUGAUGAGGUCGGAUACUCGAUUCGGUUCGAGGAUCUAUGGUCACCGGAACGGACGAAGAUCAAAUACAUGACGGAUGGGAUGCUGUUCCGGGAGACUAUGGUGGACCCACUCCUGAGUCGAUACAGCGUCAUCAUGAUCGACGAAGCCCACGAGCGAGGCGCUUACACAGACCUCUUGCUAGGACUGGUCAAGAAGAUCAUGCGUAAGCGACCAGAACUGCGAGUCAUCAUCUCUUCGGCAACUAUUGAGGCCGAGGACUUUAUGGAAUACUUCAACAGCAAUGCGGAUGGCUCUGACCGUUCAGAGGACGACGCAAUUAUCGUCUCGCUCGAGGGCCGCAUGUUUCCCGUGGAGGUCUGUUAUCUCAGAGAACCCACUGCAGACUAUGUCCAUACAGCGAUCGACACUAUCUUUGACAUACACCUCAAAGAGCCAGCGGGAGAUGUCCUUGUCUUCUUGACUGGUCGAGAAGAGAUCGACCAAGCUCUGCAGAAUAUCGCAGAUCGGCUACAGACACUGCCAAAAGCUGCGCCAAAGAUGCUGGCCCUCCCUUUAUACGCUACAUUACCUGUCGAGGAGCAAGAGAUUAUUUUUGAGGCUCCGCCAAGAGAUACGCGAAAGGUGAUCCUUGCUACCAACAUUGCCGAGGCAUCUGUGACAAUCGAUGGAAUUAAGUAUGUGGUGGAUUCGGGCUUCGUCAAGAUCAAAACUUUCAAUCCCCGAAAUUCGAUGGACGUACUCACCGUGACGCCAUGUUCAUUGGCCUCUGCGAAUCAACGCGCCGGUCGAGCGGGUCGUACUUCCGCCGGCAAAUGCUUCCGUCUGUACCCUCCUUCAAUGCUACCGACUCGUAAUUCUGGCAGUCAAAUGCCUAUCACGACGCCGCCAGAGCUCACUCGCUCCGACAUAUCCCUUUAUAUUCUUCAAUUAAAGGCUCUUGGGAUCGAUAACCUCGCCAAGUUUGACUUUAUGAGUCCUCCACCGAGUGACAUGAUGAUCAGAGCGCUGGAAUUCCUCUAUUCACUCAACGCUAUUGAUGACGAGGGAAGACUCACCCGACCGAUGGGCGCGAGAAUGGCGGAAGUGCCUGUUGAUCCCAUGAUGGCUGCGAUCCUGCUCAACUCGCACGAGAUGAAGUGCAGCGAGGAGAUGUUGACUAUCGCUGCCAUGACGCAAGUGCAGAACGUAUUUGUGAUUCCCGAAGGGGGCAUGAAAGCGACAAUGGCUGAAUUGGAACGACGGAAGUUUACCGCUGAGGAAGGCGAUCAUCUGACACUUUUAAACGUCUACAACGCUUUCGUCCGCCUCGGUAUGAGAGACAAGCAAUGGUGUGGUAACCAUCGAAUCAACCACAAGGCUCUCUCGCGAGCAGUAUCGAUUCGCAAGCAGCUCAAAAAGUACCUCGAGAGGUUUGGUAUCAAGAGCUCGAGCUGCGAAGGAGACGCGAAGAAACUGAGGCGUUGCCUCGUCACGGGGUACUUUAAGAACGCUGCCAGGAUGAUGCCCGACGGAACAUACAGAUCGGCGAGAGAAGGCGCUACACUACACGUUCACCCAUCUUCCGUCAUGUUCACUCGUCAGCCAUCGACCGGAUGGGUCAUUUUCCACGAAGUGAUCGAGACCUCUAAGAGCUUCAUGCGGGAUCUGACGGUGAUCGAGGAAGAAUGGUUGGUCGAUUUAGCUCCGCACUACUACAAGUUCAAGGGAGGGGGAAUCAAGAAGCAUUGAGGUCAUCACAUUGUCAUCUUCAUUGUUGUAUUGCAUGUACGACUCAUCCAGGUUGGCGACGCGGAGACUCGAUUCAUUUUCGAAAUUCGAGAGAAAUGGAUGC